Messenger RNA from Electrophorus electricus (electric eel), 697 nucleotides. It is a transcript of the gene magoh, whose product is annotated as mago homolog, exon junction complex subunit. NCBI's taxonomy places the organism in Eukaryota, Metazoa, Chordata, Actinopteri, Gymnotiformes, Gymnotidae. Gene Ontology annotation, biological process: RNA splicing. Gene Ontology annotation, cellular component: catalytic step 2 spliceosome; exon-exon junction complex; nucleus. The record is from RefSeq and is a predicted model, not a curated record.
UGACGUCAGCACGCGCCUCUAAGCGUGUUUGCGAGUAGUUAAUCGACGCUUGAGCUUUGAGCAAUUUUGUCAGGGAAAGGUUUUGUUUGACUAGGAAAAAAGCUGUACGUUUGUAAACGUCUUUUUGUAGCGUAGUUAUGUCCACAAGCGACUUCUAUUUAAGAUACUAUGUGGGACACAAAGGGAAAUUUGGUCACGAGUUUCUGGAAUUUGAAUUUAGGCCGGACGGAAAGUUGAGGUAUGCAAACAACAGCAACUACAAAAACGACGUCAUGAUCAGAAAAGAGGCUUACGUUCACAAAAGUGUGAUGGAGGAGCUCAAGAGGAUCAUUGAUGACAGUGAAAUCACCAAGGAAGAUGAUGCGUUGUGGCCCCCUCCUGACAGGGUUGGCAGACAGGAACUCGAGAUUGUCAUUGGUGAUGAACAUAUUUCAUUUACAACAUCCAAAAUUGGCUCUUUGAUCGAUGUCAACCAGUCUAAAGAUCCAGAAGGCCUGAGAGUAUUUUACUACCUGGUACAGGAUCUCAAGUGUCUUGUCUUCAGUCUUAUUGGCCUCCAUUUCAAGAUCAAGCCUAUCUAAGCUCAUCAGCUGCUACUCUGAUCAUUGUUUUAGGUUGUUGGCUCACGUUUUGGCAUUUGUACAUUUGUUUCUGGUUUAUCUGCUGUUUUACUUUUUUUAAUAAAUAAUUGACUCAA